AUGUUCUCGAGCGGGUCUCGCGUUUUCUCAGCGCUAUCUCGCACUUCAUUGAGAAUUUUUUCGACUUUGGGAAUUUUUUACGCGAACGGUAUCUCCUUUCCUUGCGUCGCAGUAAGUAUUCCCCACCCUGUAAUAUGAUUAUAAAUCAUAAAAACAAAUGAAAAACUCAGAAAAAGAGAGGUGAGAUAGAAAUGAUUCGGAUUUCCUCGAAAUAUGCGUAAGACCAAGUGCGCCCUAUUGCGAAGUGUUCACAUAUAAUGGGUGAUAAUUACCGGCGCUUGAAAAAGUGCAAUUUGACUCCGAAAACCGGCUCCUGCGACAUUUAAAAGGGCGCAUCGGUGUGUUUGACGCAAACACUGCUACGGACACUUGCACGAAAUCUUCCGAAAUUUCAAAAAAAAUUGCUAUUUUUUCGAGGUUUUCAAAGCCGUUAUUUUUUUCGCGUCGAUCGAUUUUUUUCAUUUUCACUCAAAAAAUAAAGAAAGUGUUAAUGUAUAACAUACUCACAGUUCGGAAGCGUUCCUCUCUUGGUUUUCUGAAACGCGACGAUUUUGUGAAACUUGUCAGUUUUUUUCGUGUUAAAUCUUACUUUUUCGCUUAUUUUUGAAAAAUACAUAGUUUUAAAAAUAUUCAGUCUUGUAGAGCGUUGUCGAUUACAUAGAUUAACAGAAACAGUUCAUUUUUAAAAUGGGACUUUAGCUAGUAUAAACGCCUCAAAACCGUUUUUGCAACAAAAAAAUCGUCAUUUUGGUGGCGUGAAGGGGCGGGGCUUUGCGCCCCCUAGGUUAACCUUGGUGACCGGCCACCAGCCGCUCAUACGGAAUAAGGCGUCAAAUAGAAGUUUUCUCUUGCCGAUAGAACCCGUCCAAAUAUUGAGGAGUUAUUAGUUUUUCAUAUUAAACUCUAUCAUUUUUGACCGGAACUGAUAUAAAACAGGCAUUUUUUUAAAUAAAAAAGUUAUUUCAUUGUUUUUUGUAUAAAAAGUCAAACUGCGAUAUUUUUUUCUAUCCAUAGUAUUCUCUUCAAAAGUCGAAUGAUAAAGAAAUCAUACAACUUUAGACGGUCCUAAUACGGUAGAUGGCCACGUCAUCGCACGUCGACAUCGUGUGAACGCGGCUCCGGAAAUUCCGCAGCCGCCACCGCUUCCAUUCCAAGACUCUUUCAAAGUAUCCGGCUCGACCGAUCUCCAAGGUCGAAGAAUCAUUAUAUCCCCCACCAAAUCAGUUUCCAGGGCUUUCUGCAGAACCGACAACGCACACGUCCACGGGCUCUCAGAGUAUUCCCACAAUAACCGUGAGACUUGAAACUAUUUCGAGCUCAUUAUGCUUUGUAGUCUUUCCUCUAUGAACGGACAACGAUUGCUCCAAAUGUCUCUUCCAAGAAGAUCCGGCAAGAACUUUCUCUCGAAGAUUCAGAAGAAGAUCAUCUCAUCAUUGGGCGACUCAGCGCCUCCAAUUCGACCUCCGGCAUGGACGCCUACGUGACGUCACCAGGUUUUCGAAUCAGCGCGGAACGUCUUCUAGAAUCUUUUCAGCAACUACUUCGGGUUUUAGAGAAAAAGACAAAGGCAGCAAACUUCACGACAACUUUUUGAGGUAUACUUUUUUUUUUGAGCGAUUGCGGUUGUUUUUAAAAUCAAACUUCGAAUGGCAUUUUUUACAAUAAAAAAAAAACAAACGAAAAUACCUGAUUUUUUAUUCUAUGAUUUUGAUCGUAUAUUGAGCAUAAUAACGAAAAAACAAAUUGAUUUUUUUUUCAGCCGCGAAUUAGAUCAGAAACUAAACGAUACGAUUUUGCCCGAAGAAGUCGGUGGUUUGUAUCAAUCGGAGCUGGUCAGAGUUGCUCCAGCAAAAAAUCUCGCCCCGGGUAACCUUCCGAUUUUACAAAAAACAAUUUUCCGCUACAGAAAGAGCGAAAAUCACAGAAUAUGCAUUGCCGGUGGUCCGACCAGAACCGGCGAAGGCUUGCGUCCACGGCCGGAUGGACUUCAGAAGUGGGUAGCUAACGAACUCCGAGCUGGGAAAAAAAAAAUUUCGAACGGCUUCGGCCGAAAUUCCCUUAAAGUUUCAAUGUUUUUAGCAAGUGAUGCUUUUUUUUUAAAUUUUGAAGACCUUAUUAAUCUGGUUUUUUCAGAAGUGAAAAGACUGUCAGAAGGUUCUCGGGAGACGUCUCCUCGCUCUUAUUUUGCAGGCAGAGCCGCCGCUGCCAAAUGUUUGUUGUUGUUUUUUUUUUACAAAAGUAUUCAUUGUUAUUUGAAUAAGAAAUCCUUAGAUUUAGCAUUAGAGGUCAAUACAAAAAAAUAGAAUUAUUUCAGGGAAGCCUUUUGUGAUGAACUGCGAUGAGGAAGAAGACAGCAAAGGGCCCCUUUGCAAGGUUUUUUCGUUUUCAAUUAUACAUCUCCCAUUCUAUUUCAUCUUUUCAAGGCAAUUUUGUAGGCCUGGGCAGUGGUAGGCCUCUGCUCGACACACAAACCGACCAUGUUCUUGUUCUGCCGGAAGACUUGCCUCUGCGUCGGUCCAUACUGA
Messenger RNA from Caenorhabditis auriculariae, 2525 nucleotides. Lineage: Eukaryota; Metazoa; Nematoda; Chromadorea; Rhabditida; Rhabditidae. The record is from the annotation of a GenBank genome assembly.